Messenger RNA from Aspergillus viridinutans, 396 nucleotides. RefSeq names its product mitochondrial 54S ribosomal protein bL34m. Lineage: Eukaryota; Fungi; Ascomycota; Eurotiomycetes; Eurotiales; Aspergillaceae. Gene Ontology annotation, cellular component: mitochondrial large ribosomal subunit; ribosome. Gene Ontology annotation, molecular function: structural constituent of ribosome. The transcript is spliced from 2 exons. The coding region runs from base 1 to 396 and encodes 131 amino acids. The record is from RefSeq and is a predicted model, not a curated record. Gene Ontology annotation, biological process: translation.
AUGCUCUGCUUCCAAUGUAGGGCCGUGCCCUCCGCACUACGAACUGCAAUGCGCUCCCAGCCGUUUAGACUCCCGACUCAGACCCUCACCACCUCCCUAUUAACACCACUCCGCACCUUUUCAUCCGCUCUUCGUUCACAACCGACCCCGUUGACGCAGAGUCUCCCCUCAUUCCGCACAUCUCUCACAUCCGCCUCUUCGUUGCCAUUCGGUCUGACGCAGCAGACUCGGUCAUUCUCUGCCAGUGCGUCGCUUGCCGGUAGACGUGCUACCUACAAUCCCUCACGAAGAGUGCAGAAACGUCGUCAUGGGUUCCUUGCGCGGCUGCGGUCGGGGGGAGGGAGGAAGAUCCUCCAGCACCGGAGAGCGAAGGGACGGAAGUCGCUGAGUUGGUAG